AUGAGUGGUGGGUCAUUGGGUAUUCGUUCUGGGAGUUAUGGCUCUUUGGAGAAGCAGCAGCUGCUGCUACAGCACAACGGCCUGUUGCCAAUUCAAUCAGCACGAAAGCCUCCCAAGACGCUGAAAGAGAAAGACAGGUUCUUCCAUUGGAUCUUCAAGUUUGCAGGCAGAAAGAAGGUGGGAAUGCUCUUUCUCUUUAUCAUCUCCGCUGCUGUUUUCAUCUGGGUUUUGUACCUUGGAAAAGGUGAAGAUUCACAUGACGGAAACGGUGUGCAUAAUAAGAUUAGUGUUAAUGAAAGUAUGUCUAUAGGUGAUUCUCCAUAUGUAAUCUCUACUUCAAAUAUCUUGGGCUUCUCUACAAUUUCAAUACAACCUCCGCCUUCCCCAAGCUAUUUUCUGGGUUACACUCUUCCACCUGGUCAUCCGUGUAAUAGUUUCACACUUCCUCCUCCACCGGCAGACAAAAAGAGAACCGGGCCACGGCCCUGCCCGGUAUGUUACCUUCCUGUGGAGGAAGCCAUUGCACUUAUGCCAAAGUUUCCGUCUCCUUCUCCAGUACUUAAGAACUUAUCAUUUAUCUACGAGGAAACUCUUAGCAGGAAUGGUGAAUUUGGUGGUUCGGACUUUGGCGGAUAUCCUACUUUGAGGCAGAGAAAUGAAUCUUUUGAUAUACGAGAGUCAAUGAGUGUGCACUGUGGAUUUGUUAGAGGAACUAAACCUGGCCGCAACACAGGAUUUGACAUGGAUGAAGCUGACCUCCUCAAAAUGGAGCAGUGUCAUGGCAUAGUUGUUGCAUCAGCCAUAUUUGGAAAUUUUGAUGAGAUAAACGAGCCAACAAAUAUAAGUGAUUAUUCGAAGGAGACGGUAUGCUUCCUUAUGUUUGUAGAUGAAGAAACAGAAAAGUAUUUGAGGAGUUCUGGAAGGCUGGGAAUCAGCAAGAAGAUUGGUUUGUGGAGAAUUAUUGUUGCUCAUAAUCUUCCUUAUACAGAUGCAAGACGUACUGGGAAGAUUCCAAAGCUUCUGUUGCAUAGAAUGGUUCCAAAUGCUCGCUAUUCUAUAUGGCUUGAUGGAAAGCUUGAGCUUGUUGUUGAUCCAUAUCAAAUCCUUGAAAGGUUUUUGUGGAGGAAGAAUGCAACUUUUGCAAUAUCUAAACAUUAUAGACGCUUCGAUGUAUUUGUUGAGGCCGAGGCAAAUAAAGCCGCCAGAAAGUAUGAUAAUGCCUCUAUUGACUUUCAGAUCGAGUUUUACAAGAAUGAGGGACUGACUCCAUAUACAGAGGGCAAACUUCCUCUUAUAAGUGAUGUUCCUGAAGGAUGUGUAAUAGUAAGAGAGCAUGUUCCCAUUAGCAAUCUUUUUACUUGUCUUUGGUUCAAUGAAGUUGACCGGUUCACAUCUAGAGACCAGAUUAGUUUCUCAACUGUCAGGGAUAAACUUUUGUCCAGGGUGGACUUUCAUUUUGUCAUGUUCUUGGAUUGUGAAAGACGCAACUUCGUAGUUCAGAAAUACCAUAGGGAUAUAUUGGAACGUCUGGUUGCUCCAGCAGUAGUUGCUCUCAGUCCUCCACCUCCUCCAUUGCCUGUGUAUGAAACAUCACCGGAAAAGGUUGCAAGGAGGGGUCUUGGAAGGCGUGGAAGAGAUAGGAGACAGGGUUCUAGACGCCACCGCAAAGUUGUGGGCGGAGGCAGGAACAUACACACGGAAGCAAAUUAUACAGUUUUGACAGUGUGA
Molecule: messenger RNA, 1728 nt
Organism: Sphenostylis stenocarpa
Lineage: Eukaryota; Viridiplantae; Streptophyta; Magnoliopsida; Fabales; Fabaceae
Source: the annotation of a GenBank genome assembly